Molecule: messenger RNA, 831 nt
Organism: Zootoca vivipara (common lizard)
Lineage: Eukaryota; Metazoa; Chordata; Lepidosauria; Squamata; Lacertidae
Gene: FGF5
Product: fibroblast growth factor 5
Molecular function (GO): growth factor activity
Source: RefSeq, a predicted model, not a curated record
AUGAGCUUGUCUUUCUUCCUCUGCCUUCUCUUUUUCAGCCACCUGAUCCUCCUCGCUUUGGCACAGAAGGAGACGCUGCCCCCCAGAGCGCAACUUGGAGACGCGGCUUUGCGUGCCAAAAACAGCAGAAGAAGCAGGCUUGGAAGUAGGAAUACCACUUCUUCUUCCUCCUCCUCCUCCUCCUUUUCAGCCCCUUCCCCUUAUUUCGCCCCCUCUUCGGGAGUUCAAGGCAGCGGUUCCGAAAGGAGCAGUUUCCAGUGGAGCCCAUCCGGGCGCAGAACCGGCAGCCUCUAUUGCAGAGUGGGCAUCGGUUUCCAUCUCCAAAUCCACCCCGAUGGGCUUGUCAAUGGCUCCCAUCAAGGCAGUAUCUUAAGUAUUUUGGAAAUAUUUGCUGUGUCUCAGGGGAUUGUAGGAAUACGAGGAGUUUUCAGCAACAAAUUUUUAGCGAUGUCAAAAAAAGGAAAACUCCACGCAAGUGCCAAAUUCACAGACGACUGCAAGUUCAGGGAGCGGUUUCAAGAAAACAGCUACAACACCUACGCCUCAGCAGUUUACAGGACUGAGAAGACGGGCAGAGAAUGGUACGUGGCCUUGAACAAACGGGGCAAGGCGAAAAGAGGGUGCAGCCCUCGGGUGAAACCCCAGCAUAUCUCAACGCAUUUCCUCCCGAGGUUCAGGCAAGCAGAACAGCCGGAACUGGCUUUCACUGUCGCCGUUCCUGAGAAGAGGAAACCACCUGUCGCUAUCCCAGCAAAGCCAAAGGUCCCGUUGCCGAUUCCUCGGAAGAACUCGCCCCCGGUCAAAUAUAGACUCAAGUUUCGCUUUGGAUAG